Molecule: messenger RNA, 1457 nt
Organism: Ailuropoda melanoleuca (giant panda)
Lineage: Eukaryota; Metazoa; Chordata; Mammalia; Carnivora; Ursidae
Gene: PIR
Product: pirin
Exons: 11
Coding region: 253-1254 (333 amino acids)
Biological process (GO): monocyte differentiation
Cellular component (GO): nucleus
Molecular function (GO): quercetin 2,3-dioxygenase activity
Source: RefSeq, a predicted model, not a curated record
CCGCCCUGCGCUCAGUGCCCGCGCCCCAGCCGCCGCCGCCGCCGCCGCGUGGGGACCACACGCCCGCGGGGGUGCUGGGCUCCCGGCGCGGGACCCCGCCUUCCCCAGCCCGCCGUCGACUCCCGGGGAAGGCUCCUAGGAGGAGACGGGAGCUGCUUCAAUAGGACUCUGACAUUGGGCGAAAGUGGUAGGCGGCUUUCCUGUCUGCAAAGCACUGAGAUCAGCGUCGGAACACUCUCUUUCGACUUCGACAUGGCGUCCUCCAAGAAGGUCACCCUGUCAGUGCUGAGCCGGGAGCAGUCGGAAGGGGUUGGAGCGAGGGUCCGCAGAAGCAUUGGCAGACCCGAGUUAAAAAAUCUGGAUCCAUUUUUACUGUUUGAUGAAUUUAAAGGAGGUAGACCAGGCGGAUUUCCUGAUCACCCACAUCGAGGUUUUGAGACAAAGACCCAAACUAUCAGAAAAGUGGAAAGAGGAUAUAAUAAAAGGUACUUGCAAUUCCACCAUCUGGAGAUGACCACUGUCCAUGUUUUGUUGUGUCCAUCCGGGCAUCUCUACACACACCCUAACAUGGUAUCUUACCUCCUGGAGGGUGGCAGCAUGGCCCAUGAAGACUUCUGUGGACACGUUGGUCAGAUGAACCCAGGAGACCUGCAGUGGAUGACCGCAGGCCGGGGCAUUCUGCACGCCGAGAUGCCUUGCUCAGAAGAGCCAGCCCAUGGCCUCCAACUGUGGGUUAAUUUGCGAAGCUCAGAGAAGAUGGUGGAGCCUCAGUACCAGGAGCUGAAGAGUGAAGAAAUCCCCAAACCCAGUAAGGACGGUGUGACGGUUGCUGUCAUUUCUGGAGAAGCACUGGGAAUAAAGUCUAAGAUUUACACUCGCACACCAACCUUGUAUUUGGACUUCAAAUUGGACCAUGGAGCAAAGCAUUCCCAGCCUCUUCCUAAAGGAUGGACAAGCUUCAUUUAUACCAUAUCUGGAAAUGUGUAUAUUGGGCCCGAUGAUGCACAACAAAAAAUAGAGCCGCAUCACACAGCAGUGCUGGGGGAAGGUGACCAUGUCCAGGUGGAAAACAAGGAUCCUGAGAGAAGCCACUUUGUCCUAAUUGCUGGGGAGCCAUUAAGAGAACCUGUUGUCCAACAUGGUCCAUUUGUGAUGAACACCAAUGAAGAGAUUUCUCAGGCCAUUCUUGAUUUCAGAAAUGCGAAAAAUGGGUUUGAAAGAGCCAAAACCUGGAAAUCAAAGAUUGGAAACUAGUGAAGAGCACAAGAGCAGACCUCCGUGCUUUCUAGAAUUUUGCCUGUGGUGGCAUCCGUCCAUUCAGCAUUUUGACUUUCCAAAGCUGACUGAGCCGAUGCUUCUAAAAAAUUCCACUAAACUGAUAACAUGGUUUUUAUAGCAAUGCACACAAGAUAUUUCCUGGUACAUGCAAAUAAACCCAAUUGUUGCUUCUUUAAAAA